This is a messenger RNA of Symphalangus syndactylus (siamang), 1196 nucleotides long. It is a transcript of the gene NEU2, whose product is annotated as neuraminidase 2. Gene Ontology annotation, molecular function: exo-alpha-sialidase activity. Gene Ontology annotation, cellular component: membrane; intracellular membrane-bounded organelle; cytoplasm. Gene Ontology annotation, biological process: oligosaccharide catabolic process; ganglioside catabolic process. NCBI's taxonomy places the organism in Eukaryota, Metazoa, Chordata, Mammalia, Primates, Hylobatidae. The record is from RefSeq and is a predicted model, not a curated record.
UUACAGGCGUGAGCCACCGCACCCAGCCUGAAUCAUACGCUUCUAAAAGCCCCAUGGCGUCCCUCCCUGUCCUGCAGAAGGACAGCGUGUUUCAGUCGGGAGCCCAAGCCUACAGAAUCCCUGCCCUGCUCUACCUGCCUGGGCAGCAGACCCUGCUGGCCUUCGCGGAACAGCGGGCAAGCAAGAAGGAUGAGCAUGCGGAGCUGAUUGUCCUGCGCAGAGGAGGCUACGAUGCGCCCACUCGCCAGGUUCAGUGGCAAGCUCAGGAAGUGGUGGCCCAGGCCCGGCUGGAUGGCCACCGGUCCAUGAACCCAUGCCCCUUGUAUGACGCGCAGACGGGGACCCUCUUCCUCUUCUUCAUUGCCAUCCCUGGGCAAGUCACGGAGCAACAGCAGCUGCAGGCCAGGGCCAAUGUGACGCGGCUGUGCCAAGUCACCAGCACUGACCACGGGAGGACCUGGAGCUCCCCCAGAGACCUCACUGAUGCGGCCAUCGGCCCAGCCUACCGGGAGUGGUCCACCUUUGCGGUGGGCCCGGGGCAUUGUUUGCAGCUUCACAACAGGGCCCAGAGCCUGGUGGUGCCCGCCUAUGCCUACCGGAACCUUCACCCCAUCCAAAGGCCGAGCCCCUCUGCCUUCUGCUUCCUCAGCCAUGACCAUGGGCGCACGUGGGCGCGAGGGCACUUUGUGGCCCAGGACACCCUGGAGUGCCAGGUGGCUGAAGUGGAGGCUGGGGAGCAGAGGGUGGUGACCCUCAACGCGAGAAGCCACCUCCGAGCCAGGGUCCAGGCCCAGAGCAACAAUGACGGGCUUGAUUUUCAGGAGUCUCAGCUGGUGAAGAAACUGGUGGAGCCGCCGCCCCAGGGCUGCCAGGGGAGUGUCAUCAGCUUCCCCAGCCCCCGCUCGGGGCCUGGCUCCCCAGCCCAGUGGCUGCUCUACACUCACCCCACACACUCCUGGCAGAGGGCCGACCUGGGCGCCUACCUCAACCCACGACCUCCAGCCCCUGAGGCCUGGUCGGAGCCGGUACUGCUGGCCAAGGGCAGCUGUGCCUACUCAGACCUCCAGAGCAUGGGCACCGGCCCCGAUGGGUCCCCCUUGUUUGGGUGUCUGUAUGAAGCCAAUGAUUACGAGGAGAUUGUCUUUCUCAUGUUCACCCUGAAGCAAGCCUUCCCGGCUGAGUGCCUGCCUCAAUGA